This is a messenger RNA of Gilbertella persicaria, 3530 nucleotides long. RefSeq lists its product as uncharacterized. Gene Ontology annotation, cellular component: nucleus; 90S preribosome. Gene Ontology annotation, molecular function: GTPase activity; U3 snoRNA binding; GTP binding. The record is from RefSeq and is a predicted model, not a curated record. The transcript is spliced from 6 exons. Bases 15 to 3503 code for a protein of 1162 amino acids. NCBI's taxonomy places the organism in Eukaryota, Fungi, Mucoromycota, Mucoromycetes, Mucorales, Choanephoraceae. Gene Ontology annotation, biological process: ribosome biogenesis; endonucleolytic cleavage of tricistronic rRNA transcript (SSU-rRNA, 5.8S rRNA, LSU-rRNA); maturation of SSU-rRNA from tricistronic rRNA transcript (SSU-rRNA, 5.8S rRNA, LSU-rRNA).
UUUUCUUGAUUACCAUGGAAGAAAGAACACAAAAGCCUCACAUCAAGAAGAAGGCCGGCAAGAAAGUUGAGCGUAAAAAGGAAAACAAGUUUUCAAACGCAAAGAAGUCCAGUAAUCCUAAAGCUUUCACUUUCCAGAGUUCUGGUAAAGCCGAGAAAACUGUCAGACGUAAUCAAGAUAUUGGAGAAAAGAAGCUUCACGUUCCUCUUGUUGAUCGUACACCUCUUGAGUCACCUCCUGUUGUUAUUGCUGUUGUUGGACCUCCAGGCACGGGCAAAUCAACAUUGAUUCGUUCUUUAGUGAAGCGAUACACAAAACACAACUUGAAUGACAUCAAGGGCCCUAUUACUGUUGUCAGUGGUAAAAAGAGACGUUUGACUUUUAUGGAAUGCAACAAUGAUAUGAACUCAAUGAUUGAUGUGGCCAAAGUGGCUGACCUUGUUCUGUUGAUGAUUGAUGCUAGUUUUGGCUUUGAAAUGGAAACCUUUGAAUUUUUGAAUAUUUUACAAUCCCAUGGUUUCCCUAAAGUAAUGGGUGUUUUGACACAUUUAGACAAAUUCCGUAACAACAAGACACUCAAGACAACAAAGAAGAGAUUGAAGAAUCGUUUUUGGACUGAAAUUUAUCAAGGUGCUAAACUCUUUUACUUGUCAGGCAUCAUCAAUGGCAGAUAUCCCAAUAUGGAAAUCCAAAACUUGUCUCGUUUUAUCUCAGUCAUGAAAUUCAGACCUCUUAUUUGGCGUAAUAACCAUCCUUAUGUAGUUGCUGAUCGUAUUGAAGACUUGACAGAUCCUGAGCUACUUCAUCGUAAACCUCAUUGUGACCGCACAGUUACUCUGUAUGGUUAUUUGCGUGGUACGAAUCUCAAAUCAAAUAUGCGUGUGCACAUUCCAGGUGCAGGCGAUCACUUUUUGGCUGAUGUGUCUGUCUUGCCUGAUCCUUGUCCUUUACCUGAUAAGGAACGUAAGCGUUUAGAUGAAAAGCACAAGUUGAUCUAUGCUCCCAUGUCUGAUGUGGGUGGUGUUAUGUAUGAUAAAGAUGCUGUCUACAUUAAUGUACCUGGUCAUUUCACAAAGAAAUCAGCUUAUGCUCCUUCUGAGCCUAAAGAAAAUGGUGAAGAUGAAGAAGAAGAGGAAGAGGAACAAGUGAUUCCUCAUGGUACAGGUGAAAAGUUAGUGAUGAACCUUCAAGAUGCUCAGGACACAUUAGCUUCUCAGUUGGAAGAAUCUGAAUUGCGUAUCUUUUCUGGCUCUGCACCUGUCAAGGCUGCUGAUGUAAAAGAAACUUUGGAACAAGACGAAAGUGGCAGAACUCGUAGACGUGCUGUUUUCGGUACUGAAGAUGAAGAUAUGGAAGAAGAUGAGGAUGAGGAUGAUGAUGACGAAGAUAUGAUGGAUGUAGGAGAAGAUGAUGACGAAGAUAUGGACGAAGAUGCGCCUCGUCGCGGUAAAGCAUUGUCCAAGUUCGAUACUAGAAAUAUUCCCAAGAAGGGAGAAAAAGACGAUAAGGAAGACCAAGAAAAUGAGCCUUCUUUUGAAUUUGCUGACAGUGACAGUGAUUUGGGUCAAGGCGAUGAGGAUGAAGAUAUGGUUAUGGUAGACGGUCGCAGAAAGACAGCUGAUGAUGACGACCAAGAUCUUGCUGGUGAACUUCGCUGGAAGGCCAAUCUUCAAGAAAAAGCAAGCGAAAUGUUCAGCAACCAUAGACGCACUAAUUUGAUGUCUCUUAUUUACAACAAUCUUGAUUUGAGUCCUGAAGAUAUUUUGAACGGCAAUUACGACAACGAUACUGAAGAAAAGGAGGAUGCUGAAGAUGCUGAAGAAGAAGAAUUCUUCCAAUUGAAGCGUGAAAACACUACUGCUUCUGCUGAAGUGAUGGACAGUAGUCGUGAUCCCAUUGAUUAUGAAGAAUUAGAAGAAUGGGACGAUGAAGAAACUUUAGAUUCAAUCAGAAAUCGCUUCAUUACAGGUGAUAUUGAUGCUGCCAAUGGCCAAAGUGCUUUCCCACCUGAAGAAGAUGAAGUAGAAGGUGAUUUUGAGGACCUUGAAGCAGAUUCCGAACAAGAAGGUGAGGGUGAAGAAGGCAAGUCCAAGAAGAAAGACAAAGAAGGCAUGAUUCGUGACCCUAUGAUGGUAGAGCGUGAAAGGAUUGCCAAGCGUAAAGAAGAACUUCGCAAGAAAUUUACUGAAGAGUUUGGAGAUGAUGAUGAAGGGCCCAAAAUGGACUUUUACGAACAAAAGAAGGCCGAAAUUCAACAACAACUUGAAGUAAACCGUCUUGAGUUUGAAAACGAUGAUCCUCAAACAAGAGCCAUGGUAGAAGGUUAUCGUCCAGGCAGUUAUGUACGUCUUUUGAUAAAGAACAUGCCUUGUGAGUUUGUUGAAAAUUUUGAUCCUACUUAUCCUAUUCUUGUCGGUGGUCUUUUGCCCACGGAAGAUCAAUUUGGCUGGGUCCAAGUCAGAAUCAAACGUCAUCGUUGGCAUCCAAAGAUUCUCAAGACAAACGAUCCUCUUAUCUUCUCAAUUGGUUGGAGACGUUUCCAGAGUAUUCCUAUUUAUUCCCUUAAUGAUGGUACACGUAAUCGCAUGCUUAAAUAUACACCUGAACAUAUGCAUUGUUUGGCUACUUUCUAUGGUCCCGUGCAUACCCCUAAUACAGGUUUCUGUGCUGUACAGAAUGUAUCCGACAGCAGAAAUUCUACUUUCCGUAUCAGCGCCACAGGUGCUGUUGUAGAUAUUAGUCAAUCGGCUGAAAUUGUCAAGAAACUCAAGUUGACAGGUUAUCCCACCAAAGUUUAUAGAAAUACCGCUUUUAUCAGAGACAUGUUUACUUCAUCUCUGGAAGUUGCUAAAUUUGAAGGUGCCAAUAUUCGUACAGUCUCUGGUAUUCGUGGUCAAGUCAAGAAAGCUUUACCCAAGCCUGAAGGUCAUUUCCGUGCAACCUUCGAAGAUAAGAUAUUAAUGAGUGAUAUCGUUUUUUUGAGAGCAUGGUAUCCUGUGAAACCUCGUAAAUUCUAUAACCCUGUCACAUCCUUAUUAUUGUCUUCCAAACAGAGCUGGCAAGGUAUGCGUACUACAGGUCAAAUCAGAAAAGAAUUGAAUAUGCAUGCACCUCAAAAGGUGGAUUCCAUCUAUAAGCCAAUCGAAAGAAAAGAGCGCCGCUUCAAUGCCCUGAAGGUACCCAAGUCACUUCAAGCUGAGUUACCAUUUGCCAAUAAGCCCAAGAACGCCACAAAGAGUAAGAAGCAAUCCUACUUGAAUAAGCGUGCUGUGGUGCUUGAGCCUGAAGAAAAGAAGAUUGUGACACUCAUGCAACAACUAAAUACACUCCGCAACGAAAAGGAUCGCAAGCGUAAGUUCAAGGAUUCUGAACGCCGUGAAGCCAAUGAAAAGAAGAAGGCUAAAAUCGCUGAAAAGACCGAAGUUAAAACUAAGGAACGUCGUAAAGACUAUUUCCGUAAAGAACAACAAAAAGCCUCUAGAACUGCUAGUUCAGCACAUUAAAAAUUGCAUAUCUAUCAUGAAUAAAAC